ACAGGCUACAAGUUACAAGAGUUUAGAGCGAGUUAGUGAUCAACCAGUUGAGAUGGAACGGACCUGUCUUCUACUCUUGCUGUUGAGUACACUGGUAUACUGUAGCCUCGGACAAGGUGGAGAUCUCUCCUUUCCAGCCUCUCUGAGUGUCAGUCCUGACAGAUCUCAGUUCUUUGAAUAUGAGUCUGUCUCUCUGAGCUGUGAGGUUUGGGGGAACUCUGCUGGAUGGAGAGUGGUGAGGAACACAGGGAGAGGAAUCCUUUCAGAGUGUAAUACUGACUGGGGAGAACAACAGGGGUCUUCAUGCAUCGUGCCACUAAUACCAUCAGACAGUGGAGUGUACUGGUGUGAGUCUGGGUCUGGAGAACACAGCAAUGCUGUCAACAUCACAGUACAUGCUGGAGCUGUGAUCCCGGAGAGCCCUGCCCUUCCUGUGACUGAGGGAGAUUCUGUGACUCUGCGCUGCAGAUAUAAGAGAAUUCCCUCUAACCUCACAGCUGAUUUCUACAAAGAUGGAUCCCUCAUCAGGACUGAGACUACAGGAGAGAUGACCAUCCCUGCAGUAUCCAAGUCAGAUGAAGGACUCUACACGUGUACCAACUCUGAAAGAGAAUCACCAGAGAGCUGGAUGACUGUGACAGGUGAGAAUAUGAGAAACCUUGACAUUCAGAUUAUCUGGUUCUUCUUUACACUGUUAAGUGGUGCUGAAACCUGCAUUAUAAACUGGGUGGUUCUUCUUUACACUGUUAAUAGGUGCUGAAACCUGCAUUAUAAACU
Molecule: messenger RNA, 777 nt
Organism: Oncorhynchus tshawytscha (Chinook salmon)
Lineage: Eukaryota; Metazoa; Chordata; Actinopteri; Salmoniformes; Salmonidae
Product: Fc receptor-like protein 5
Exons: 4
Coding region: 53-760 (235 amino acids)
Biological process (GO): cell surface receptor signaling pathway
Molecular function (GO): transmembrane signaling receptor activity
Source: RefSeq, a predicted model, not a curated record